Molecule: messenger RNA, 935 nt
Organism: Hibiscus syriacus
Lineage: Eukaryota; Viridiplantae; Streptophyta; Magnoliopsida; Malvales; Malvaceae
Product: NDR1/HIN1-like protein 13
Exons: 2
Coding region: 112-894 (260 amino acids)
Cellular component (GO): plasma membrane
Source: RefSeq, a predicted model, not a curated record
GUUAUCUAUUUCCAGCAGAGCAUUGAGCAACGAAAACUGAAACUUGUUUUGAUUCUUCAAGAACCCCAAAAGAAAAGCUGGUUUCAGUGAGUCAACUGAGUUAACUGCACGAUGGCAGAACGAAUCCACCCGGCUGAUUCUCCACCCACCUCCGGCGAACACCCAACGCCGAAAUCAGCAACCUCGUCCCCCGAGAAACCUGUUCCACAACCUGGAACUUACGUCAUCCAAAUUCCCAAGGACCAAAUCUACCGCGUCCCUCCGCCGGAGAACGCGCGCCGAUAUGAGCAUCUAUCCAAACGGAAAGCUCGUCGUAGUACCUGUCGCAGCUGCUGUUGCUGUUUGUUGAUUACCAUCCUCGUUCUCCUCCUGACCGCCGCCAUUGCUGCCGCGGUGAUUUACUUUGUUUUCAAGCCCGAGUCUCCAAAUUACUCAGUCGAUAACGUUGCCAUCAGGGGAUUCAACUUGACGUCAUCAUCGCCGCUAUCGCCUGAAUUCGACGUCACCGUCCGGGCACACAAUCCCAACGAUAAAAUUGGUAUUUACUACGAGAAAGGCAGCUCCGUUAGAGUUUACUACGAAGAUAUUAACCUCUGUACCGGUGCGUUGCCGGCCUUUUACCAGCCGACGAAUAACGUAACGUUGUUUAGAACGGCUUUAAAGGGCUCUACAAUUGAACUAACCAACGGCGCGCUUAGGUCUCUUUCCGACCAGCAAAACAGAGGAGUGGUGCCAUUUAUUUUGAGGUUGAGAGUGCCUGUUAAGAUCAAAGUGGGGUCCGUUAAGACGUGGAAGAUUACCGUUAAAGUGAAGUGUAAGAUAACGGUGGACAGGUUAGCGGCGGCGGCCAGGACUGUGUCAAAGGAUUGUGAUUAUGGAGUGGAUCUUUGGUAAUGAUUGGAAUACGAGCAGGGAUAGUGCUCCAUGAAUAUAAU